Molecule: messenger RNA, 862 nt
Organism: Ciona intestinalis (vase tunicate)
Lineage: Eukaryota; Metazoa; Chordata; Ascidiacea; Phlebobranchia; Cionidae
Product: ATP synthase subunit C lysine N-methyltransferase
Biological process (GO): peptidyl-lysine trimethylation; regulation of mitochondrial ATP synthesis coupled proton transport; positive regulation of proton-transporting ATP synthase activity, rotational mechanism
Cellular component (GO): mitochondrion
Molecular function (GO): protein-lysine N-methyltransferase activity
Source: RefSeq, a predicted model, not a curated record
AUGGGGCUUCCCCUUACAUGAAAGUUUGUCUUUUACUUAAGUUUUUUUUUAAGUUUAAAGUUGAUAAAGGGGCAUAAACUCUAUUAAUGACAAGCGGUCAAAGUCAAGCAAGUAUUUUUGACGUGGAUGAUAAAGUUAACAAUGUAAAGCCAAAAUCUAUCGCUGGGCUUACUGCAUUCGGCAUAGUGACAGGAGUGACUGCUGGAUUGUUUGUUUUUACAACUCCCUUUAUUUCUCCUGCCCUAAGAAAGAUAUGUCUACCAUACGUACCAGCAUCCAGCAAACAGAUUCGUAAUGUUAUUAAAGCUCUUCAUUCACCUUCAAAGUUAGGACACACAUUGGUUGACAUUGGAAGUGGAGAUGGUAGAAUUGUGUUGGAAGCAGCUAAAUAUGGAUAUCAUGGGAUGGGGUAUGAACUAAAUUUGUGGCUUGUGGUUUAUAGCAAAUUUCAAGCUUUACUACAAAAAGGCAAAAUAUCAGGUUCUGCCAAUUUUAAGAGAGUUGACCUUUGGAAAGCAGAGUAUGCACAAUAUGAUAAUGCUGUUGUGUUUGGAGUAGAUCAAAUGAUGCCAAGACUGGAAAAGAAGUUGCUUCAAGAAAUGCAACCGGGAACAAAACUUGUGGUUUGUCGUUUCCCUUUUCCCAACCUUGAAGUUUCUGCCACCCAUGGUGAAGGGGUUGACACAGUUUGGACAUAUUUUCUACCAAAAGUUGUCACGAACUAACCCAUGGUUUGAUAUUAGUUUUAUUGACUAAAUCAACUUAUGCUAUGUUGUUUAUUGUAUUGUGAAAUGCAAAAACUCUUUUACAGCAAAGUGGUUUUGUAGUUGAUAUAAUAUGACAAUAUAAGGUCGAUGUAGCA